ACCUGAGUCAUCUUUGAACCGAACUUUUCCACGCAUUUUCCCACUUUCAGAGCUGGAAAAACCAUCGCAGCAGAUAAUUAGCAACUGGAACGUAGUGUCGUGUAAUCAUGGGGCGCAAAAAAUCAAAGAAGACUGGGGAUGACGAUUCAGCACCAGCUGGACCCAGCACGCAAGUUGAAUCGUCCACUCAGCAGCAGCAGCAGCAACCUCAACAACAGCAGCCGAAACAACCGAAGCAGCCGCAGCAACAGCAACAACAACAGCAACAGCAACAGCAACAACAGCAGCCUAAACAGCCGAAACAACCGAAGCAGCCGCAGCAACCGCAGCAACAGCAACAACAGCAGAAUCCGCAGCAACAGCAGCAACAGCAACCAAAGCAGCCAAAACAACCGAAGCAGCCGCAGCAGCAACAACAACAACAGCAACAACAGCAGAAUCCGCAGCAACAGCAACAACAGCCGCAGCAACAGCAGCGUCAGCCGCAACAACAGCGUCAGCAGCAGGGUCCGCAAGGUGCCUGGAACCAGGGCCAGCAACAGCGUCAGCCGCCUCAACAGCAACAACAACAACAACAGCAGCAGCAACAGCAACAGAGACAGCCUGCUGCGCAUCCCCAUGGACCUGGUAGUGGAGCACACGUUCGUACCUCAUCCGUUGCCUCAACUAAAUCUUCCUCAUCCGGCGAUGGGUGUCUUCCGUCCGUGGCGGAGGAUCUCAGCCGAAUGCAGAUCGAUAAGCAGAAGGUGCGCCGUACCGAUCUCCGGCCCGUUCUAUUCCGCAAAGGAGCCCAUGGCAAAAUGGGAGCCCCGGUGACGGUGGAGGCCAACUUUUUCCGGCUGCUGCUGGACAAACUGACCGGCACCGCCUACCAUUACGACAUCACAAUCGAACCGGAUCGGCCGAAAAAGUUUUACCGCCCGGUGUUUGCCCAGUUCUGUCUGGAAACAUUCCCCAACGUACGGUUUGCGUACGAUGGCCAGAAGAGUGCGUACGCCGCCCACCAGGUGGCCGACAGUAAAGCUACCAUCACAUACCACCCGGCAGACGGUGGGAAACCAAAGGAUUUCACCGUGACGCUGAAAAUAGCUACCACGGUGGAUUUGGGUUCAUUGAAAACGUACAUGAGCUCGAACUUGCAAAGCUUGGCCAAGCCAAUGAGUGCCAUCCAGUGCCUGGACGUGGUGUUACGCUGUGCGUACGAGAACAAUCCCAAUUUUGUCCGCUUUAAGCGAAGCGUUUACGCCGUACCGAAGCCGAACGGGCGUAUCGAUCUUACCAAGGGUCACGAACUGUGGUUUGGCCUGUUCCAGUCGGCCAUUCUUGGAUCGAAACCGUACCUGAACGUCGAUGUAUCGCACAAGGCCUUCCCGUCCGGUGGGCCACUGGUGAACAUCUUUGCCAGCUUCAAUCGCGGCCAGCUGCCACAGGAUGGGCGUUCCUUCGAUGCUUGGGUGCUGGCGGAACUGCAGAGCUACGUGCGCGGCAUGGAUGUCGUGUACCGUAGCCCGGCCGGCACGCAAAAGCGUAUGCGCUGUAACGGAUUGCGCGAACCGGCCAAUCGGCAGCAGUUUUCACUUGACGAUGGAACCAAAAUGACGGUCGAGGAGUACUUUCAGCGUAAGUUGAACUACAGGCUACGCUACCCUUCGCUGCCGGUCGUACACGUUGGCAGCAGUAUCCGGAGCGUGUACGUGCCGCCGGAACUGUGUGAGGUACCGUAUGGUCAGGCGCUGAACAAAGCCCAUCCGGACGAGUGUACUGCCGGUAUCAUCCGUCAUUCGGCCACCAGUACGGAGGUGCGCAAGAGGAAGAUCAUGAAUUUGACCGACGGUAUCCAGUACAAUCGAUCCCCGACACUGCUCGAUUUUGGCAUCGGGGUAGGGCGCGAGUUCGAGAAAUUACCGGCGCGGAUCAUCAACCCGCCCACGAUUACGUAUGCGGGUAACGAUACCGUGCGUCCAGUGCGUGGAACGUGGAGGGCUGAGGGAAAGAAGUUCCUCCAGUCUAGUUCGUCCUUCACUCAGAAGCCGCUCCGCUGGCGCAUUUUGAACCUGGACGGGUACACUAACGAGAACGAUGUGGCCGAGUUCGGCAAUAUGCUGUCGCGGCAUGCGCACCAAUGCGACGUGCAGCUGGAACCGUUCAGCAUGAAGGAAACGUACGUGUUAGUGCGUGACGUGCGCCAGUGCUUGCGCGAUCUCGGUAACCUGCUGACCGACAUCAAGAAGCAACAGCCGGCAAUCACCAUCGUGAUUGUGCCGUCGAGGGGCGAGGUAUACUCGCAAGUGAAGCAAAAGGCCGAACUAGCGAGCGAGCGGAUCGGGCUGUUGACGCAGUGCAUCAAAGGCAUGACGGUUCAGCGCAAGCGUACUGAUCUCAGCACGAUUAACAACAUUAUGUUGAAGAUCAACACCAAAACGAAUGGAACGAACCAUAAGCUGACCGUUGGCUCGCAGCCACCGUUGGCCCGUGGUAAGGUGAUGUACAUCGGGGCGGACGUCACGCAUCCGACCAGUGACGAUGUGCCGAGUGUUGUCGGCGUCACGGCCCUGUACGAUCUCGAAGGGUUCCGGUACAAUUGCAGCGUACGGCUGCAGGGUGCCCGUGACGAAAUGAUUCGCGAUCUCGAGAACAUCGUGUACCGGCAGGUGCAGCUGUACCAGCAGUACAACAAGGUACUGCCCGAACGCAUCAUGUACUACCGGGACGGUGUGUCCGAUGGGCAGUUUGCCGAAAUAUUGACCAUCGAGAUGCAGGCCAUUCACGCGGCGAUCGGGCGCAUCGGUCAGUCCUUCAAACCGGCGGUCACUUUCAUCGUCGUGCAGAAGCGGCACCAUACGCGGUUCUUCCCGGUGGCUGGAUGUCCGACCGAGGGCAAGAAUGCAAACGUUCCACCCGGAACGAUCGUGGAUCGGGAAAUCACGGCACCGGAUCGGUACGAGUUCUACCUUGUUAGCCAUGCUGCCGUACAGGGUGUGGCCAAGCCGACCAAGUACGUGGUGCUGUACGAUGAUUCCAAUUGCAACCCGGACGAGCUGCAGUCCAUGACGUACAAUCUGUGUCACAUGUUUGCGCGCUGUAAUCGGGCUGUAUCCUACCCGGCACCGACGUACUAUGCCCACCACGCAGCAUUCCGUGGCAGGGUUUACAUCAAAAACAAAAAGAUAAAUAUGAAUGAUUUGGAGCGGGCGUAUCGUGAUAUCCAAAUUUCAUCCGAUGUGAACGACAAGAACCCCAUGUUCUUUGUCUAGUUUUUUUUUUAUAUCUUCUUUACUAAGUUUUUAUUCUGCAUCUACUAUUUAUGGAGCAAUCCAAAUGAUAUUAUUAAUAUUGCAGUACAUUCAUAUCGUAUUAUACUUAAUCUAACCAAAUGACAGCAAAAAAAUGUAAAAAAAUGUGUUGCAGUAAGCGAAAGCGCAGCGAUUGCGGGCUGUGUUGUUUAUAAGAAAACACAAACCAAAAAAAAAAGGAAUGCUGUUGGCAAUAAAGGCACAAAAGAACAAACUAA
This is a messenger RNA of Anopheles aquasalis, 3511 nucleotides long. RefSeq names its product Argonaute 2 (gene AGO2). Gene Ontology annotation, molecular function: protein binding; RNA binding. The record is from RefSeq and is a predicted model, not a curated record. NCBI's taxonomy places the organism in Eukaryota, Metazoa, Arthropoda, Insecta, Diptera, Culicidae.